Panonychus citri (citrus red mite) is the source of this 1328-nucleotide messenger RNA. RefSeq names its product 28S ribosomal protein S22, mitochondrial-like (gene mRpS22). NCBI's taxonomy places the organism in Eukaryota, Metazoa, Arthropoda, Arachnida, Trombidiformes, Tetranychidae. The transcript is spliced from 5 exons. The record is from RefSeq and is a predicted model, not a curated record. The coding region runs from base 83 to 1180 and encodes 365 amino acids. Gene Ontology annotation, cellular component: mitochondrial small ribosomal subunit. Gene Ontology annotation, molecular function: structural constituent of ribosome.
UUUUCUGCUUUUUUUUAAUUGUUUAUGUUUCUCUUGAUUAGUUAAUUGUUUACAGUUUGUAUCCUUUUUAAUUUCGAUUGGAAUGUUUUCUUUAAAUCAAUUGGUAAAAAUUGGAAAUGGAAGCUUCCGUUUAUCGAGAAAUAUUUCCCCUUCUCAUGUGUUUGAUUGGAGAAAUAGUUUGAGAUUAAUUUGUUCAUCUGGUGUUGUUAAAUGUUCAUCUUCAUCAAUUUCAUCUUCUUCUAAUCAAUUAAUUGAUUCAAAUACGAAAAGGGAUAAAGAAACUCUGUUUAUGGAUAAAAAUAUUCAAACCAUUUUAAGGAAAAUCACAGGUUACAAUGAAGACAGAGUUUUCUCAAACAAACCAGUCUCUGGUUAUAAGCCACCGAAAUAUUUGUUUCUCACUGAUGAAGAAUUAGAAAUGACUCGUGAAAGAGCUCGUAAAGAAGGAGGGAAGAAUUUACAAAUGCCACCGGUGAUGGAACCAUGGGAGGAAAAGGAUUACAUUUUAGCUGAUGAACCAGAAUUUAAAAAUUUCGAUAUUCAUAAUUUAGUGAUUACUGAUUUAUCCCAAGGUUUUAGUGAUAGAAAUCGUUUGAUUGCCGUUAGAGAGCCAAAUGGUCUUCUAAGGAGAGCUCGUUGGGAAGAGAGAUACAGAGUUAAUCAAAUUUAUUUCCCUGUUUCCGGAAGAGGAGUUACUGUCCCAAAGAUGUUCGAGUUUGAAAAUUUAGUACCCAUUUUAGAUCGCCAUGAUUACCUUUUUGUCUUGGAUCGAGCUUGUAUCCAAUUUGAACCAGAUGAUCCGAGAUACAUUGAGAUUAUUUGUAAAACCUACGAUCACAUUGCCGCUAAUGAUAAAUUUGACCUUUUACGAAGUACAAGACACUUUGGGCCGAUGGCCUUUUAUUUAGCUUGGGAAGGAAAAAUUGAUUCACUAUUACAAGAUAUGAUUAAGCGACAAAUGAUUGAAGAUGCUGCUCAUUUAGUUAACCUUUACUAUUUAGUUAAUCCAUCAGAGAAACGUCAAAAAAUUGACUUACCUUCAAAUGAUCAUCUUUCAACAAUUAAGAAUUACCUUAAAAGUGAAUGCAAGGAAAGGUACAAAGUCGAAGCUUGUCUUCGAGUAUACGAAGAGAUCAUAGCGGCCAAAGAAGAUGAACCAAGAUUAUCAAGUCAUGGAUGAACAUAUUAUCUAAAUUGAUUAACAAUCUAAUUAGUUAAUGUAAACAAAAUUGUCACUUUUACAUUAUGUACCAUUUGUAACUAAACAUUUAGUAGAAAUACUUAUCAAAGAUCAACAUUAGAAAUAAAAAAAAAGUUCCAUAAGUUAA